Bombus impatiens (common eastern bumble bee) is the source of this 4994-nucleotide messenger RNA. It is a transcript of the gene wts, whose product is annotated as serine/threonine-protein kinase Warts. The record is from RefSeq and is a predicted model, not a curated record. Gene Ontology annotation, biological process: positive regulation of apoptotic process; regulation of organ growth; G1/S transition of mitotic cell cycle. Bases 458 to 3892 code for a protein of 1144 amino acids. Gene Ontology annotation, molecular function: protein binding; ATP binding; protein serine/threonine kinase activity. The transcript has 5 exons. NCBI's taxonomy places the organism in Eukaryota, Metazoa, Arthropoda, Insecta, Hymenoptera, Apidae.
UUACGAAAAAGAGUGUCAAGUCGGUGUAGGAAUGUGGCACUUCAAAAUGGCUGCCAGUUACUUUAGUAAUUUACGGCUGUACCUUUCUUUGUUGUUGCUGAAGUAAUUACGAUUGUAAAUUGGAAUAGCACAGAAUUAGUUUUAAGGGAAAAUAGUGAAUUAAAAGUUCUAUGUGCACGUUAACCUCGUCACAUGGAUUCUGUGGAAACGUGAGAAUAGAAUAUGCUCUGAAGUCGUUCUCUCCUGAUUGCUGUUUCAGUUAAACUUAUUUCAAGAAAUUUCGUAGCCAAUGCCUUCUGUCUUCUGAAGAAAGUGUGUGCUACCGUAGCCCAUUUUACGUACAGAGGACUUUCUGGAGUGAUCCGUCACGCAUCUAAUGAAUAGAUGUAUGUAUAUAUAUAUAUAUAUGUCACAGCCGGAUUAAAGCUAGGUCUGAGAAGGCCUAGCAUGGGCCACUAUGAAUCCACCCACGGUUAGCAAAUCGAGCACUCGUGGCUCUGGAUAUCAUCAAAAAGCUUUGGCUGAAAUUCGCAAUUCUUUGCUACCUUUUGCGAAUAUCGGAGGAGCAGGCGAAGUAGGUUCCAGCGCUGCUAGUACUAUAUCUACUUUAUCAACGACCAGUGGCAUUAGUUCUGCUUCAGGACUUAGUGGUCUCUCUGCAGCUUCAGGUUCUACCAUUGAUAAAUCUGAUCAACGACAAUUACUAGCUCAGCUUUUAGCAAUGGGAUAUUCAGAGGAAAUUGCAAUGCGCGCGUUGAAGUUAGCUGGUUGGCGUCUAGAUGCAGCUAUAGAAUUCUUAAAGCAGGCACAGGGAGAAUCUUUGAACGGUCUCGGUAAACUUAACAGCAAAUUAAUAAGGAAACCUAGUUUGGAAAGAGAGUUGAGUUUACAACGUGGUAGUCCCGCAUUGGAUAGUGGAGCAGGAAGUUCACGAUCCGAUAGUCCACGUUUGACAGAACUUAGCCCACAUCCGCAAUUGAGUCGACAAUAUUCGCCGAGCAAUUUUGUAGAACGAGAACCACCUCCUCCUCCACCUCCUAGAUGCAGUUCUACACCACCGCCGCCGCCACCGCCUCACGCUCCAUAUAAUCAGCCAAACGUACCUACUAAUAUGCAGCAAAUGCUUAAGAGAAUGUCUCCUGCUCCGGUUGUUCCAACGCGGCCACCUCCUACUACACCUGGUAAUACUGGACCAAUCUCAACAUCGGUCAAUCUACCACAAAGAGGUACAAGUCCGGUAGCGAGUUCAAAUAAUAAUUCUAAUUGUCGUCAGCCCAUGAUCGUUCAGAAUGGUCCGCAAGUUCAGCAACAACUUUCUCAACAAAUGCAAGCUCUCAGUAUUUAUCAAACAAGCAAUAACAGUACUAAUACUCAAGUCGAACCACCACCGCCGUAUCCCAUAGUGUCUUCUUCGUCGGCUGGUCCAGUACAACCACCAUCUUAUAGUGCCUCUAUACAAAACAGGCAAAGCCCUACGCAGUCUCAGCAAGAUUAUCGCAAAAGCCCUUCCUCUGGUAUCUAUUCCGGUCCAACGUCGGCCGGUUCUCCAAGUCCGAUCACCGUUUCCGCUAUAUCUCCGAGUACACAAGCAUCGAUGGCUAGACCGACUCCAUUACAAGCUUGGGGUGCACGACAAGCGAAAACACAACCACCGAUCAUUAUGCAAUCUGUUAAGAGUACACAAGUACAAAAACCUGUAUUACAAACUGCAAUCGCACCGACUUCUCCACAACCGAUUUCCACUACUAGUAACACACCUCCACCUCCACCAUCGUACGCAUCGUCCAUUCAACAAAAGCAACAACAGCAACCACAGCCGCAACAGCAGCAACAGCAACAGCAACAGCCGCAGCAGCAACAGCAGCAACAAUCGUCACAACAACCACCACCUGCGUAUCCACCAUUGAACAGUGGCACAAUUGGUGCAACAUCGACAAAUAAUAUAAACUUGGGUGUUUCGGUAGGCGUGCCUACUACAGAACCGCCAAGCUACGCGACAACGAUGCAAGCAUUAGCAGCACAACGAGGCAUGCAUCACCCAGUACCUCCACCUCCCUAUGGAACAGCUACCACCGAUGAUCCUAGCUGCAUAUCGACGAUAGAUAAUAACACGACCCUAAGGUCUUCUCCAGUCGCAUUACAUCCUCCGUUACAAAGAAAAUAUUCACCGGCAGAUGGAUGUCAACAUCCUGCAGAAGCGCCGCCUUUACCUCCAGUAACAUCCACGUCCAUUUCUUUGAGAACUAAUAACAACGUUGGUAACAAUGGUAACACCAGUAACAACAACAGUAAUAGCAGUAGUGGUGGCAACAGCAAUAACAACAACAACAAUAAUAAUAAUAAUCAUUCACCAGACAGCAAUGGAGCAAAAGGUGCUGGUUCAUCGCCUUCGUCUUACAAAAUCAAGCAUCAGUCUCCAAUACCGGAGCGCAAACAUAUGAGUAAAGAAAAAGAAGAGGAACGCAGAGAUUGUAAAGUCCGUAAUUAUUCUCCGCAGGCGUUUAAAUUCUUCAUGGAACAACACGUUGAAAAUGUAUUAAAAUCUCACAAGCAACGAUUAUACCGUCGGCUUCAACUGGAAACAGAAAUGGCUAAAAUAGGUCUUAGCGCGGAAGCUCAAUGUCAAAUGAGGAAAAUGUUGUCACAGAAGGAAUCGAAUUAUAUUAGAUUGAAACGGGCAAAAAUGGAUAAAUCGAUGUUUACGAAAAUCAAACCAAUCGGAGUUGGCGCUUUUGGCGAAGUAACGCUUGUUAGGAAACUCGAUACCAAUCAAUUUUAUGCUAUGAAGACUCUAAGGAAAGCGGAUGUGUUAAAUCGUAAUCAAGUUGCUCAUGUUAAAGCUGAAAGAGAUAUAUUAGCAGAGGCUGAUAACGAAUGGGUUGUGAAGCUCUAUUAUUCCUUUCAAGAUAAGGACAAUUUAUAUUUUGUAAUGGACUAUAUACCUGGUGGCGACUUGAUGUCGUUGCUGAUCAAAUUUGGCAUUUUUAAGGAACCUCUAGCAAGAUUUUAUAUUGCUGAGCUAACGUGCGCGGUAGAAAGUGUUCAUAAAAUGGGUUUUAUUCAUAGAGACAUUAAACCGGACAAUAUUUUAAUUGAUCGAGAUGGACAUAUCAAAUUAACAGAUUUUGGCUUAUGUACAGGAUUUCGUUGGACUCAUAACUCUAAAUAUUAUCAACAAAAUGGACACGGCAAACAAGAUUCGAUGGAUCCUGCCGACGAUUGGAAUAACGAAUGUCGUUGCAUCCAGUUAAAACCAUUGGAACGUAGAAGACACAGAGAACAUCAAAGAUGUUUAGCCCAUUCUUUGGUUGGAACACCGAAUUAUAUCGCACCAGAGGUACUACAAAGGACAGGGUAUACUCAGUUGUGCGAUUGGUGGAGUGUCGGUGUAAUUUUAUAUGAAAUGUUAGUUGGUUCUCCACCUUUUCUUGCUAAUACUCCAGCCGAGACACAAUACAAGGUGAUCAAUUGGGAAACUACUCUGCAUAUCCCGAAGCAAGCAAAUCUAUCCGCUGAAGGUAUGGAUUUGAUACUAAAAUUAUGCGUUGGUGCAGAUCGGCGGCUAGGUAAGAAUGCAGAUGAAGUAAAGAAUCAUCCAUUUUUUGCGAGCAUUGACUUUGAAAAGGGACUGCGUCGGCAAGUAGCUCCUCACAUACCUCGAAUACAAUAUCCUACCGAUACAAGUAAUUUUGAUCCAGUGGAUCCCGAUAAAUUACGGAAUUCGGAAUCGUCCGAUUCUAACAAGUCCGACGAAUUACUAGAUAAUGGCAAACCAUUUCAUGGUUUCUUUGAAUUCACCUUUAGACGCUUCUUUGACGAUGGUGGUGGUCCUGCGUAUCCUAGUCGAAUAAGUUUGGACGAUAAUGACAAUCAAGGUCCAGUUUACGUAUGACAGUAGCUUUAGAACUUUUUGUAUCCGCCAAGUCGACAAUAACGCAAUCUUUCAUAUAUCUCUUCUUCUUUUUUUUUCUUUUGGGAAAAAUCUGAGUUUGUAAAUAUUAUCCGAAAAAGUUUCUUCUGAAUCGACAAGUAGUUAGAAUAAUGUGAAUCAUAAAAUUCUUUGUUAAAUCGUGAAUGCGCACGCGCACGCGCGUCUGUGUAUGACAGAGGGUAUGCGAGUGAGAAAGUGUGUGUACGUGUGUGUUUGGGUUGAAGUGGACAAGUGAGCAUGCAUACACGCGUGCGCGCACAUACAUAUAAGUACAGUGUGUAUAUGCGCACACCAUGCUAUGUUUUACAUGGGAAGGAGAAAAAGAACAAUGGUCAUACAUAAAACGGAAACCCUCGCGUUUGUUCCUUAGUUUCAAUAACAUAUCAUACUCGUUUGUUUUCUAACUUGUUUUUUUCUUUUUCUCUCUUUUAUUCUUCUUUUUCUUACCCUUGUGUUAUAAUCGCAGAGUCGUUGAAUGAAUCGCUAUUUUUGAAAGGGCAGACUUUUCUUAAUUGAUAACUGUUGGGAUUAUGCAGUAUUGUAGAGAAUGGAAUUAUAUGUAAUUGUAAAAUUCAAAUUUGUGGGCAUUCGUCAUGUUUUUACACGAUACAUUUCUAUAGACUUUUAUUAUUAUAAUGUGACGCGAUCAUUCUUAAAAUUUCCUAUAAAGUGUGGUAAAAAAAAGGAAAAAAGAAAAAAAAUAUGUACGAAUUUUUAAGAAGAAUAUGAAAUUAAUUUUUGAUAAGGCAUAUCAAUUUCUAAACGUGAUAAUUACAAAUUAUGUAAUGAUUACGAAUCGAAAGAAAAAAAAGAAAACGACCGAUGGUUGGACAAUAUAUACUCGUAUAUAGUAUGUUUAUAGAAAGAAAAAUAUUGUGCUUGCCAUUAUCAUUGGUAUUGGCUCCUGUGCCUAUCGGAAACGUGUGUUUGUAUGUUUCAGCAAGUACUGUGAUAUUGCAGAUAAUUAGAAUAAUGCGGCUUUUAAAUCUAUUGGCCUUAUUUAACUUCUUUUUUUUAUAUUGAACGAUUAAUAACGUGACAAAUAUAUUAAUAUUAAUUGUUA